UGUAGAGAGACGGACAGUGAGGGGCGAUGGCGGCCGGUGCGGGAUGCGCAGAGUCGGCGGAUCAGUACCGGGCCGAGGUGGAACGGUUGGCGCAGGAGCUGAGCGAAGCGAACCGGGAGAAGAUCCGGGCUGCGGAGUGCGGGCUGGUGGUCCUGGAGGAGAACCAGGCGCUGAAGCACAAGUGUGGCGAACUGGAGAGCGAGCAGGAGGCUCUGAGGACGGAGUUGGAACAAUUACAGGAGGCAUUCGGCCAAGCAUACAGCAACCAGCGGAAGGUGGCCGAGGACGGAGAAAGCAAUGAGGAGACGCUGCUGCAGGAGUCUGCCUCCAAGGAGGCGUACUACAUGACUCGUCUUUUGGAGCUGCAGACGGAGCUGACCGUGAGUCGCUCCGUGACUUCCAACACACAGUCAGAAAAUGAGAGGCUCAACGCAGUCAUGCUGGAGCUGCGAGAGAGUAAUGAGAUGCUGGAGCUCCAGAAGAGUAGGAUGAGGGAGGAGAUCAAGGAGUAUAAGUUCAGAGAAACCCGGCUGCUUCAGGAUUACACCGAGCUCGAGGAGGAGAACAUCACCUUGCAGACAUUGGUCUCGACGCUCAAACAGAGCCAGGUGGAGUAUGAGGGUCUCAAGCAUGAGAUUAAGGUGCUGGAGGAGGAGACGGUUCUGCUCAACAGCCAACUUGAAGACGCUUUGCGACUGAAAGAAAUCUCUGCGGGACAGCUGGAGGAGGCCCUGGAUGCCCUCAAGAUUGAGCGGGAGCAGAAGAACAAUCUGCGAAAAGAGUUGGCCCAUCAUCUAAGCCUGAGUGACAGCGUCUACGGGGCAGGUGCCCAUAUUGCCCUCACUGUCACCGGGGUCGAAGGCCUCAAGUUCCCAGAGGAGGUCAACGGAAGCGCCGGCGCUAACGGCAGCAACGGCAGCGUUAUCGCCGCUGUCAACGGCAACAAUGACGACGGUUGUCGACACAACGGACACCUUCACGCAGACGCCGUGUUGGCCCAAAUGAAUGGAGACUAUCGUAUGGGCAGAAAGAGCGAGGGUCUGCACCCGGUGCCGGACCUGUUUAGUGAGCUCAACCUCUCAGAGAUGCAGAAGCUCAAACAGCAACUCAUACAGGAAGAGCGUGAGAAAGCGGCACUGCUCUUGAACCUGCAGGAGUCGCAGACCCAGUUGCAACACACACAAGGCGCCCUAAGUGAGCAGAGUGAGCGCGUCCAUCGCCUCACGGCGCACAUCAAUGCCACGAAGCAUCUGAACGGUGGCCACGAGCUGGAUGACCCUCAAGAGAGUGAGAAACCUGCGGACGGCCUCCUGUCACCACAAGCCAAUGGUCGUCGCGACGUGGACAUACACGGGUUCGAGUUUCUGGAGUGUAAAUACAAGGUGGCUGUGACAGAGGUGAUCGACCUGAAAACAGAGCUGAAGGCCUUGAAGGAGAAAUACAGCCAGGCUGCGGAGGCGCAAACGGACGGUCACAGUGAUGACAGAGUACUCGCACUGGGCCAACAGGUAACCCAUUUGGAAAGCAGCUUACGGGAAGGCCGAGAGAGGUUGGCGAGCCUGGAGGCGGAGCUACGAGCGACCGCGAGCACUGCCGCAGAGAGCCAGGCCCUGCUGAACACAGCACAGGACGAGCUGGUGACCUUCAGCGAGGAGCUGGCUCAGCUCUACCACCAUGUGUGUCUGUGCAAUAAUGAGACACCCAACCGCAUCAUGCUCGACUAUUACCGCCAGAGUCGAGUCACGCGCAGCGGCAGCCUGAAAGGCUCUGAAGACCCGCGGGCUUUACUUUCACCUCGCCUGGCUCGACGCCUGGCUGCCGUUUCGGCGCUCUGCUCCUCUGAGGCUCAACGUAGUCCAAUGGACUCCCCGUCAAAGGAGAGCCAUGACAGUGACACGACCACCAACCCGGUGGACUCCCCAGCUCAACACGGUAGCCCCAACCGCAACCCCAUCAGCUCCCCCGUCAUCAGCAUGUCCCCUUGCUCGUCUCCAGUGCCCUCUGAGGCCGGGGGAGACCUACGGAAGGAGCCCAUGAACAUCUACAACUUGAAUGCCAUCAUCAGAGACCAGAUCAAGCACCUGCAGAGGGCUGUGGACCGCUCCCUGCAGCUGUCCAGGCAGAGGGCUGCAGCCAGAGAGCUAGCACCCAUGCUUGAUAAAGACAAGGAGUUGUGCAUGGAGGAAAUCCUAAAGCUCAAGUCCCUUCUUAGUACUAAGAGAGAGCAGAUAGCCACACUCAGACUGGUUCUGAAGGCCAACAAACAGACGGCAGAGGUAGCACUGGCCAACCUAAAGAGCAAGUAUGAGAAUGAAAAGACCAUGGUGACAGAGACGAUGAUGAAGCUGAGGAACGAGCUGAAGGCCCUGAAAGAGGACGCCGCCACAUUCUCCACUCUCAGAGCAAUGUUUGCCACGAGGUGUGAUGAAUAUGUUACCCAGCUCGAUGAGAUGCAGAGGCAACUUGCAGCAGCAGAAGAUGAGAAGAAGACAUUAAACUCUCUCCUGCGUAUGGCCAUCCAACAGAAACUGGCCUUGACCCAACGGCUGGAGGAUCUCGAGUUUGACCAUGAGCAGAUCCAUCGUGGCCGCGGUGCUAAAGUGCCCAAGAUAAAAAGCAACCCCCCAAAAAUUGUCAGCAGCCUGCUGCCUCAGUAUCGUCACACGCCACGCAGCUAAGGCGAGAGAGACUUUCCUUUGCCUACAGGUAACAUGCUGUAGUUCUCGAUCUAGCUACAGCAGGGGUCACCAACCUUCGCGCUUCCUUCUUCUUAGCCAGUACUUAGUACCUAGUUUGAUGCACACUUCUGAAAUAGAUCAUUUGCCCAAAUGACCUUUAGUCAUAUGGAUUCAUUCAUAGUUGUAGUCAUCUAGAUGAAGAUAUACCUGGUGUGUGCAGGAACCAUGUUGGGGACCCCUGAUCUGUCUGUCUGUCUGUCGAGCUAUCAUGGCAGCUGCUGACAGAUCUUCAAGCAUGGAGGUCAACCUUCGUUUCCAACCUUGUUUUGCUGUUGAGUUGCUGUCCUUUGGGAACAUUAGAUAAAGAUAGAUAGAUAUUAGUGUUACUAGUAUAUAUAUAUAUAUAGGAGUAAUAUUUUUCCUGCUUUUGUGAGGACUGCAUGAAUAAUUCCAGACCUAUUUUUGUUUGCAUGGUCAUCGAGCUUUGUCGAUGAAUUAGUCCAAAUUGAGAGACUGGAAACAGAAGGAAAUAAUGGAAUUGUCUCCAUGGGAAGUUAGUUAGUUGAGAUAUGUGAUUCUUUAGUUGUGCAAUUUCAAAUGAAGUGUGUAUAAUACAUAUGAGACUUGUCCACCUUUCAUGCGUGCCAUUCUCGUUCGUUCCCGAAAUGUGCUUUGGGUCCAUUAUCCGUUCCCCUGCUGUACAGCUCUCCAACUGCAUGCAUGUUCUCUGUAAUCACUAUUUGUUGUUUCUGCAUCCUUGCAGUGCGAAAUUUCGUGCUGACCUCCAAGAACACCAAGCGGUUUUGUCCAGCAGCAGGAGCCUGCUUUACUCUCCUUGUGACCUUCGUAACUGCCUGCCCCACCGACCCCAGCCCCCCGGCACAUGACUCCUGCCGAGCGGAAGCGGUGCUCCCAUACUUGGGUCCGCCGUGACCCACAAGUGCUUCCCGGCCCACUGGUUCACUGUGUUGCAAAAGCCGAGGACGAGACAGAGGCAAACACGCGAGAGUGACAAAUCACGUGACUCGUUUCCCCUGUUCGUAUUUAUUAUUAUUAAAUGUUAUUCAUGUUGAUUAUUUAUUUAUUAGAUAUUUAUUACUGAAAUGGUGUUCUUCUCUUGACUGGUCAUUCUUCAACUGUGACGGAAUUUUAUGACACCCAAACAACGCAGUAUUAAUAGGUGGAUUUUAUCAGUGUUAAAUUGAUAAUGUAAUUUUAAAUCAAUAGUACAAUUAGGUUUGCCAUCAAGCGAGCAAAGUCCAUGAGAAGAAUUUCUUGUGGUCAUUUCUGGAUUUAAAGGAUCUUCCUAACCUCACUAGUCUUUCUUUGGAUGCUUGUGGUUUUUAUACUUUUUUUUUUUUUUUUUUUUUUUGCAAAGCAUGACACUUUUACUACAUUAUUAUUAUUAUUUUUUUAAAGUUUAGCACAGCCUCCAGGGACGUGACUUGAUCUGUGCUUAGCUCAGUUUCUCGUUCGAUGAGCGUGCUUGAGAUGAGGGCUGCUGGCCCGAGUUUUUGCACAGGUUCAAGUGACCACGUAGGGACCAGACCACUUUUUUUUUUUUUUUAUAUGUCAACAGUAAUCAAAUAAGGUGUGCCUCUUCUUCAGUUACAUAUUAGUUUGUUAUAUUUAUUUGUCUUUUCAGCAAGAUCUUGGACUGUUUUAUUAUAAGGUUACAAAAUAAAACUUUCGAUGUGAAUUUUGAGUUUUGCUGGGGAACUAACUAGAACUAUUCAAAGUUGUACAUGUAUAAAAGAAUAUAUGGGCAUUGUUUAGAAAUGUGGGUUAAUGCUAUGAACAGGAACAUAUACAAACUUAAAUAUGACAUCCUUAUUUGCCUUCCUGCAACACAUUAUGAUGGUGAUCCGUUUUUCAUCGCUUGCCUCAUUCUUCCUCCACACAGUAUGCAGUACUGUCCAAGCACAACUGAGCACCAUGCAUUCCAGCAAUAUCGAGUCACACCCACCAUGCACAGUCAACCUCAUUCUCGGUCCUACUCCCUUCAUCAUAACGACACUAUCUACCAAGUCGGUUAAACGGAUUGUUUCUUAACUGACUUCUGAUCUGAGACAAGUGACUGGGAUAGCUAGCCUUUUUAAUAUGUUUCUCCUUUUUUUUUUUUUUUUUUUUCAUUUUGUAGCCUCAUGCUGUGUUUAACAUUGAUGUGUCUUCACCACUCAGAACUGAAAUUCUAGAAUGACAUGGAUGAACUAAAGACAGUGCAAUGUUUUUAAAAUGCAUUUCUGAAUGAUUUGGUUCUUGUUGUUUCUCUGUACAUUUGUAAUACUUGUACCCAUGCUGGCUCACUGGUGACCAACCUGUCUUGGUCUGUUUGCACAAUAUAGCAGCAUAGAAGAAGAGAGACUAAAAAUGUUUUUAGAAUAAAAUAGCAAUAUGCUGGAGUUGCAAUAGAUUUUUUUUUUUCUUCUCUCCUCUCUUAAACUGCAUUCAAUUGGUUUCAGAAUUAAAUAAUGGAUUUUUCUUUGGA
This is a messenger RNA of Phyllopteryx taeniolatus (common seadragon), 5166 nucleotides long. It is a transcript of the gene bicd1a, whose product is annotated as bicaudal D homolog 1a. The record is from RefSeq and is a predicted model, not a curated record. Gene Ontology annotation, cellular component: cytosol; Golgi apparatus. Lineage: Eukaryota; Metazoa; Chordata; Actinopteri; Syngnathiformes; Syngnathidae. Gene Ontology annotation, biological process: microtubule anchoring at microtubule organizing center; regulation of microtubule cytoskeleton organization; positive regulation of receptor-mediated endocytosis. The coding region runs from base 27 to 2678 and encodes 883 amino acids. Gene Ontology annotation, molecular function: cytoskeletal adaptor activity; dynactin binding; dynein complex binding. The transcript is spliced from 9 exons.